GUGUUGUGCGUACUGCUAGCCCUGUUCGUAUUGGAUCCGAAUGCAAUUACGUUGAACAGAGGCAAUCAUGAGGAUCAUAUCAUGAAUCUUCGUUACGGGUUCACCAAGGAGCUCAUGACUAAAUACAAGUACCAGUCGGUACUCCGUCCUCCUAUCCGGAAAGGUUCUGAGAAGAAUUCGGUGAAUGUAGAUGAGUGGAAGCACAUGCGCUGGAGCUGGACGUUCUGUGGAGCGAUCCAAAGCAGAACAAAGACACGGAUUCAGUCUGCUCGUUCGAUCACACGAGUGCAAAUUCGAGGGCUACGAGUAUACGCACAAUAA
Cooperia oncophora is the source of this 321-nucleotide messenger RNA. Lineage: Eukaryota; Metazoa; Nematoda; Chromadorea; Rhabditida; Trichostrongylidae. The record is from the annotation of a GenBank genome assembly.